UGAAAGCUAACACAACUCAGCCGCCACGCGCGGCUUUGCAGCCAGCUCAAAGGCAGCGCGCGUGCCAGGGAUUUUCUGGUGGUCAGCGCACCUCCGUGACGUAAAUAGAUGUACUGGGACUGGAGUCAAGGUACACAUUUCAUGCACCGAUUUUUAUGUGUUUUAAUUCUGCGGACUAACUUACAAGGUUUCAUGGACGACGAGAAAGAAUGAGAAAAGGGCCAGCAUUUUCCGAUUGCCACUGGUCUGCUCCUUCAAGUAUCAUCAUUUGUCUCUGCUGUCUGAGAGGAUGUUCUCAAGAUUUAAGCGUCCAACCCAGCUGAUGUGACACAGGCAGCAGUGCAAAUCAAACAAAACUAAUUGAAUUGUCUACCACCGGAUACUCUUUCAGCGUUACUGAUCAAGGAGUCUCAACAUUUAAAAUAAUGUUCAAUUUUCAUUUAUAUUAUCAGCUACUGGUGGACUGAAUUGACGUUUUGUGACAACUGUUAUCAAUUUUUAUUGUGAAGUGAUUCAUUCGAUUGGAUAUGCGUUAAGAUGCUCACAGGAUGCUGUGACAGAAAAUGUGUUGCUUGGAGAAGCUAAAAUGUUUGCAGAAAUGAACAAAGAACUGUGAUGGCUAUACCAAAUUUACUUUUCUGAGAGAACAGCUUAAUCGAAGAGAUCUGUUCACUUUGGACAUUGAAUUCUCGUUCAUUUGCAAUAUGAAGGGGUGUACGUCAAAAAAUCACCUGCUGGAAGGUGUCCACUGCCCUGCGGUCAAUGAUACCGUUUUGUGUUGGCCCCCUGCGGCACCCAAUUCUACAGUAUCUCUACCAUGUCCUUUUGGCCUCAUGGGAUCAGGUUUGGUUGCGUAUCGAACGUGCGACCCAGAUGGCACAUGGCGGGACAACUACACUGACUACCACUUGUGCUUCAACGUCACGCUACCCCGGAACGUGCCCAAUGACGUAGUGGAUGAGGAACAGCAGCAAGAGGACUUUAGUGAACUGUACGUUGUGCUCAAAGACAUCUAUUUUGUCACAAGCAUUGUGUCUCUCGUCUUCCUCCUCGUUACACUAUUCAUCUUCUGCUACUUCAGAUCUCUCCAGUGUAGUCGCAUCUCCAUCCACAAGCAUCUGGUCUUCUCCUUCAUCGUCCGCUUCGUGCUCAUCCUGCUGCAGGUAUACCCAUACGUCAUCAACUCCUACAUCUGGUACAGGGAACUGGACUGGUUGUGCAAAACUAUGAUCACCCUCCAGAAAUACGCCCAGAUGUCCAAUUUCGCGUGGAUGCUGGUAGAAGGAAUCUACCUUCACAACCGGUUGGCAGUCUCUGUCUUCACGUCUUCUGCGCCAUUCAAGCUGUUUUACUUCAUUGGCUGGGGACUCCCUCUUUUGAUUACUUCCGUGUGGGCGGGGCUUAUGCAAGAGUUCCAUCACAAGGAAUGCUGGGAGAAAUAUGCGAACAACCCGCUCAUCUUCAUCGUUUUCAUCCCUAUACUCCUGGCUUUAGUUAUAAACAGUGCCUUUCUUGUCAAUAUUAUCCGAGUGUUGGUGGUAAAACUAAGGACUAACAACACAGUGGAGUCACGGCGAAUUAGGAAAGCUAUCAAAGCCACUGUGGUUCUCUUACCACUGCUUGGGGUAGCCAACCUUCUAUUUCUGUCACAGCCCUCGCAGUCUGGGACGGUCAUGGCCUUCUACAGAGUGGUCAAUACAGUUUUGCCUUCCUGCCAGGGUAUCUUCGUAUCCGUCCUCUACUGCUUCAUGAACAGCGAGGUAAGACCUCCACAUGUUUGUUUUGGACACUUCCUAUGUGGACUUUUUGUUCCAACCCAGAAAGGGCGGAAAAAGUGUGUUUAGGAGGGGGGGGGGGGGAUUAUGGGCAGGCUUUCAUGAGUAAGGUACACUUUAUAAGUCACAAACUCUCUGGUGUACGAAUGAUAUUGUUUCUAUAGUAUGUAUCUGUUUGUCUUCCCUGCUCUGUGAUCGGCUGUUUCAUCCAUGAAAGCAUUCCCCCCCCCCCCACCCUCACUCUUUACCUUCUGAAGGUCACGGUGUGAGGCCCGCCUUAAAGAUCAAGGCAUCAUGGUGAAAUGAGAUGCUCGUCAUAAUGACAAAAUCGAAGAAACUGGCAUUCUUCUGUCAAUUUGGCAGUUUCUAUCGAAUUUUCGUCCUUUGAUUAAAAAACAUUACAGUGUGGAUUUUACUGAAAAAUGUUGAUUAAAGGCACAACAAUU
Aplysia californica (California sea hare) is the source of this 2221-nucleotide messenger RNA. Its product is annotated as PDF receptor-like. Gene Ontology annotation, biological process: adenylate cyclase-modulating G protein-coupled receptor signaling pathway; cell surface receptor signaling pathway. Lineage: Eukaryota; Metazoa; Mollusca; Gastropoda; Aplysiida; Aplysiidae. The transcript is spliced from 11 exons. Gene Ontology annotation, cellular component: plasma membrane. Bases 705 to 1844 code for a protein of 379 amino acids. Gene Ontology annotation, molecular function: G protein-coupled peptide receptor activity. The record is from RefSeq and is a predicted model, not a curated record.